AUGGCGCGCAGAACCAAAUCUAAAACACCAAGUCCAGAGGUCGAGGACGACGAUUAUUCGGAAACCCUUGAACAGCCCACAGAGAUCAAUCCCUAUGAAGUCCUGUCUGUCUCAAAGGAUGCUACCGCCGAUCAAAUCAAGACUGCAUAUCGAAAAACUGCUCUGCGACAUCACCCUGACAAAGUCUCUCCCGAGACCAGUGACGAUGCACACAAGAAGUUUCAAGAGAUUGCGUUUGCAUAUGCUGUUCUCAGUGACGAAAAGCGACGAAGGCGAUAUGAUACCACAGGCAAUACGAGUGAAAGUUUGAAAGAUGACGAGGACUUCGAUUGGGUUGAUUUCUUCCGCGAGCAGACUGCGGCUAUGGUCGAUGGCGACAUGAUCGAGCAGAUCAAGAAGGACUACCAAGGCUCUCCAGAGGAGAAGGAGGAUGUCCUGCGUGUCUACGAGGAACAGGAAGGCGACAUGGAUGCGCUAUACGAAACCAUCAUGUGCUCGAAUGUGCUCAACGAUGACGAGCGGUUUCGAGGCAUUAUUGAUGAGGCGAUUGAGAAGAAAGACGUACCAAACUAUCCUGCUUAUACAAAGGAAACCAAGGCGGCAAGAAAGAAAAGAGUUCAGAAAGCUAAGGUUGAGGAGGCAGAGGCUUUAGAAUUGGCUGAAGAGUUGGGAGUGAAAGACAAAUUAUUCGGAAAAGGGUCCAAUGGUAAGACAGGUCAGAAAAUCGGUAAGAAGACGAACGACGAGGACGCAUUGAAGACCCUAAUCCAGCAGAGGCAGAAAGGACGUGCUGAAGGGUUCAUUGAAAGCCUCGAGGUGAAGUACGGAGGUAGUAAAAGAAGUAAAAGGAAAGUCGAUGAGCCGCCAGAGGAAUCGUUCGAGAAGAAUGCGAAGAAGGUUAGAGGCAAGACUCGUUGA
Messenger RNA from Lithohypha guttulata, 918 nucleotides. RefSeq lists its product as uncharacterized. Lineage: Eukaryota; Fungi; Ascomycota; Eurotiomycetes; Chaetothyriales; Trichomeriaceae. The record is from RefSeq and is a predicted model, not a curated record. Bases 1 to 918 code for a protein of 305 amino acids. Gene Ontology annotation, molecular function: heat shock protein binding. The transcript has a single exon. Gene Ontology annotation, cellular component: cytoplasm; nucleus.